Entamoeba dispar SAW760 is the source of this 1119-nucleotide messenger RNA. RefSeq names its product choline/ethanolaminephosphotransferase, putative. Gene Ontology annotation, molecular function: phosphotransferase activity, for other substituted phosphate groups. Bases 1 to 1119 code for a protein of 372 amino acids. Gene Ontology annotation, cellular component: membrane. Lineage: Eukaryota; Evosea; Mastigamoebida; Endamoebidae. The record is from RefSeq and is a predicted model, not a curated record. Gene Ontology annotation, biological process: phospholipid biosynthetic process. The transcript has a single exon.
AUGUUUAUCACUGAAAAAAGUCUUAAUAAUUUAAAAUAUUAUAAGUACAGUGGGGUUGACCAUUCAUUGUGUGCUAAUUAUAUUCUCUCUCCUUAUUUUUGGGAACCUCUUCUUACUCAUUGUAUUCCUAGAAGUAUUGCUCCAAAUAUGAUAACACUAAUAGGCGGAUUAUUUAUGGUAUUAGCAUAUAUUCUCUUCGUUAUUGAAUCACCAACAGGAACAGAAACUGUGUCUACAUUUACUUUAGUGAUGAGUGGAAUUCUUAUUUUCUUAUACCAAACUGCAGAUAAUCUUGAUGGUAAACAAGCAAGAAGAACAAGCAACUCAUCUCCUCUUGGAGAAUUGUUUGACCAUGGAGUAGAUACAUUUAUGAUGGGAAUAUUUUCAAUGAUAAUAGUUAUAGUCUUCAAGUUUGAUUUAACAACACAAUUAUUUAUUUUUAUAUUUUUAUUAACUGUGUUUUAUAUGUCUCACUGGGAAGAAUACCACACAAACACUCUAGUCCUUGGAUACAUAUUUAAUCCAACUGAACUACAAUUAUUGUGUAUAGUUGGUUUAUUUAUUAUUGCUAUUAAUCCAAAUAUUAUUUAUUUAGAAAUAUUUGGAAUAACAAUUCAGUAUUGGGCAAAAUAUUGUAUUAUUGGAUUUGCUUCAUUAGCAAAUAGUUAUUAUUUUUAUUCUGCUUUUAGUCAUAUUAAUAAAACUCAUUGUUGUACAAAAACAGAAGCAUUAAAACAUGGACUUCCAUAUUUUUGUUUUACUUUAAUGUCAUUUAUAAAUAUUUUAUUAGUACCAAAUACAUUUAUUAUCUCUCAUUAUCAUUUGUUUAUUGGAACAUUAAUUUUCAUUAAUGCUUAUUUAACUCAAAGGUUAAUUGUUCAUCGAAUUUGUAAAGAAUCUGUAACAUAUUAUCACACUCUUCUUAUACUUUAUACACUGUAUACUUUAAAUGGUAUUCUUUAUUCUUUACAAAUACCAGCCCUUAAUUUCUAUUUCUCUUUACGACUUUUAUUUGUCUUUGCUUUAGUAUUUGAAAUUUCUUUUAUAUACACUAUUAUUACUUCUUUUUCAAAAUAUCUUCAUAUUAAUGUGUUAUUCAUUACACCAAAACAUGAUUAA